AUGCUGCUCUGCCUGGCAGAGCCCGCCCAGAUAACAGAAGCUGUGAGGGUCCUGGACCUGCCCACCCAGGAACCCCAAGUGGGGGGGGGCACCUGCUAUGCCUAUGGCUGGGGCAGCAUCGAACCAGAUGAGUUUAUACACUCAAGGAAUCUCCAGUGUGUGGACCUCAAACUCCUAUCCAAUGAUGUAUGUGACGAACUUUACCUUCGGAAGGUGACAGACUUCAUGCUGUGUGUUGGGUUCUUGGAAGGUAAAAAGAACACCUGCCUGGGUGAUUCAGGGGGUCCCCUGGUAUGUAAUGGCAUGUUUCAAGGUAUCACAUCAUGGGGCAGUAAGCCAUGUGCCAGAUGUAAAAAGCCCACCUUGUACAGCAAGCUGAUGCCUCAUCUGAAGUAG
Messenger RNA from Lynx canadensis (Canada lynx), 396 nucleotides. RefSeq names its product prostate-specific antigen-like. The transcript has 3 exons. Lineage: Eukaryota; Metazoa; Chordata; Mammalia; Carnivora; Felidae. Gene Ontology annotation, biological process: zymogen activation; regulation of systemic arterial blood pressure. Bases 1 to 396 code for a protein of 131 amino acids. Gene Ontology annotation, molecular function: serine-type endopeptidase activity. The record is from RefSeq and is a predicted model, not a curated record.